UGCUUGAUAGUGGUCGUCGGCUUCUGUGCAAUAUGUAUUUAAGAUUGCUACUUUCGUUCUUACUGUUGGUCAGUGUGGAUGCGCAAGCAGUGACCCUUUAUGCAGACACGACAGACUUGUCAGCUGGUCACCCACCUCAUCUGACCUGUAACCAUACCUACAACCCACUCGUCUCGUGGUGGCUAAAUGGAGAAAUAGCUCUGAGCGCGCAAGUCAACGGAGGAGAAUGUAUGAAUAGCCCAACGGAUCCUGAUUAUCUGGCCGACUGUACGUGUGCAACCUCAGUGCACACAUGUACACUUAAGUACUUGUCCUGGUCUAACGUUGGUGACCAAUGGGCAUGCUCUAUAGGAGAUAUAAAAAGUAACAAUCUGACAUUAACAUUGCCAGCUCCAAAAUCGGUGACCCUAUAUGCAGACGCGACAGACGUGUCAGCUGGUCACUCACCACAUCUGACUUGUCACCAUGACAAGUACCCAAUCGCCUCGUGGUGGCAUAAUGGAGAAAUAGCUCUGAGCGCGAAAGUAAACGGAGGAGACUGCCUGAAUAUCCCAACGAAUCCAGUUUAUCUGACCGACUGUACGUGUACAUACACAGUGCACACAUGUACACUUAGCAACUUGAACAGGUCUAAUGUUGGUGACCAAUGGGCAUGCUGUAUUAUCGAGUGGGAUGGUACUGUUAUAAAAAGUAACAUUCUGACAUUAACAGCUCCAAAAUCGGUGAACCUAUCUGCAGACACGACAGACGUGUCAGCUGGUCACUCACCACAUCUUACUUGUCAACAUGAAAACUACCCAAUCGUCUCGUGGUGGCUUAAUGGAGAAAUGGCUAUGAGCGCGCAAUUAAACGGAACAGACUGCCUGAAUAUCCCAACGAAUCCAGCUUAUCUGACCGACUGUAUGUGUACAAACACAGCGCACACAUGUACACUUAAGCACUUGUCCAGGUCUAACGUUGGUGACCAAUGGGCGUGCUCUAUUAGCGAUCAGGAUGGUACUGUUAUAAAAAGUAACAUUCUGACAUUAACGUUGCCAGCUGCCCAUUUGGUGACCCUACAUGCAGACACGACAGACGUGUUAGCUGGUCACUCACCACAUCUGACCUGUCACCAUCACUACACCCACAACGUUUCGUGGUGGCUUCAUGGAGAAAUAGCUCUGAGCGCGCAAGUAAACGGAGGAGACUGCCUAAAUACCUCAACGAAUCCAGAUUAUCUGGCCGACUGUACGUGUUCAUACACAGUGCACACAUGUACACUUAAGAACUUGAACAUCUCUAACGUUGGUGACCAAUGGGCGUGCUCUAUUAAAGCUUCGGAUGGUGCUGUUAUAAAAAGCAACAUUCUGACAUUAGAAUUGCCAGGCAACUUCUACAUAGAGAAUUGCCAAGAAGAAAUAGUACCCGAAAAGCAGUGAUUGCUGGUUCGGUUGGUGGCGCUGUUGGGGGACUUAUACUCAUCGUUGUUAUGGUCAUCAUAUGCAAGCGUAGAAAACAUUGUACAUAUCUCUCGCAUUCUCAGUUUGUUGUACACUAGAGUGUUUCUGGGAGCAUGCUUGUUUAACAUGUCUAAUUAUAUCUCAAUAAAACUUGGAUUACUAGGUUGUACGUAAAAUACAUGAUAUAUAAUCAACAGCCCGUUGAUUAUGUUCGUUAAUACUUAUUUUUCAAAGCCGCAUUAACACUCAAAGUCAACAAAUAUUUCGUAAAAUAUUUCGUAAAAUAAAGUUAACCCAUACAAAUCAGUGUUCCUUAUAGCAGUAGCCAAAAUUUCAAAUCUAGAUGUGGUCUGGUAACAUAGAUUUAACGAGAUACAAAAUGCUUUUAAUUUCCCGCAACGAUAUCUUUGCAAAUGAAACACGAACACCUAACAUGUUACAUACACAUAUGCUGAAUAUAUUGUACAACAAAACAUAAAAAAAGAGUAUUUUUGUCUUAUUAAAUAUUUGUGUUUAACAUUUUUGUGUAAUCAAUACAAUUUAUUUUUAAGAUAUUCCAAUUGGUGGUGAUGUCCAGGGCCGGUCGCGAUAUCAACGUUGACUUUGGAUGACAGACGAACUACAGCGUAUUAGUCGAUAGCAACUAUUUUACGUUAACACCCCAUUAAUACCCAAAUUUAACGGAAAUUUCGUAAAGUAUUUCGUAAAAUAAAGUUACACUUUAAAAAAAGCAAUGUUCCUUAUAGCAAGAUACACAAUUUCAAAACCAGAUUUUUUCUGGUUUCAUAGAUGUUUGUUAAUACAAAAUGCUUGUUUUUAUAUUUUUCGUGUCACAAUAAAUGCCAUUUUAAUUUCCCGAACUGAUAUCUAUUUAUACGACACAUGAACACUGAAAUGGUACCACUUCUUCUUCACUUCUUUAUAUGAAUAGAUAUAUUUGCGGGAAAUUUAAAAAAAAUGAGCAUUUUAUAUAUCUAUCAACAUCUAUGUUACCAGACCACAUAUGGCGUUGAAAUUUCGGCAAUUGCUAUACGUAACACUGAUUUUUUAUUUUUUAACUUUAUGUUAAGAAAUAGUGUACGCAAUUUUCAAUGAUUUUGAUUAGUAAUGGGGCUUGUUAUACAAAUGAAGCAAAGAUGUGUACAGCAAAGCACUUGUGAAAAUAAUUGAAUUAAAGUUUAAUCCGUUUAAUACAUUUCCAUCGCCAUAUACUCCCAUGUCAGUGUGCCGCUACUGUGGUUUAUGACUAUCAAAACGUGUGUAAAGAUAUAUACGUUUUAUGUGUAGUUAUUAUUUAUGUAAUGUACCUCAUGAAUUGAUGUUCUUAAUUAAUGUGAUGCUCCAUUAACUUCAUUCUAACACAAUACAAACCCCACAAAAACACUAUAUCCAACAAAAAAUCUUUAAAAUGCGCACUGAAAGCGUGAAAUGUGUGUGAGUUUUGUCAAUCAAAUAUUUAAACAAUUGACCAUCAUUUUGGGAAUGCAGUUACAUUAAAGAAUUAUGGAGAAAACUGCAAAACUUUCUGAAAGACGUGAACAUUGAAAUAAAAUGAAUAAAAAUGGCCUUUCUGGCAUUAUCGACAAAAAGUGUACAAUAAUGUUCUGAAUUGUAUACUAAUUUUAUUGAAACAGUUUAUAUUUAACAUGAAAAUUAAAAGUGCAUCACAAAUUUUAAUAUUUUUAUUACUUAUCUUAAGAUAAAAAUACAGACAAAAGCAGAAAUUGCCCUUUUUAAAAACAAAUAUGAAACAAAUGAUCAAAAAUGCAACCACUUCAUGCAAUAUUUUUCAACCAACAUAACUUGGGAUAUUCUUUUUUAUAUUCUUAUUAAAUUGAAUUAAGGUGCCCAUGCUCUCAACAAUUGGAACUUGUUUAUGUUUUAAACGUCAACCAAAAAAUACUAACAAUUUGAUUGAUAUGCUUUAUAUUUUUUUCUUUAACCGUUUAACACAAUCUAUAAUGUGUGUAUGUGCGCGGGUGCGUGCGUGCGUGCGUACAAGCGUGUGUAUGUGUGUGUGUGUGUGACAGCGAGUGUGAAUCCGCCUGAGUGCAUAUUGUUGGCCUCUCAUAAAAAAUAUUUUAUUCUGACAUUAUGUAUGUGUGUGAACUAUAAUGAAUGAUUGCAUUUUUUUACAGUUAUGUAAAACUGAAAACAAUUCCUAAUGAUUCCUAUUGAGUGUGCCAUACAUGUUAUAUGUUAUAUCACCAAUGUUGUAUGUAUGCAAAUGAAACUGGUGUCUAUGUAAAUGUCAAACAUGGUUAAAUAAAU
Messenger RNA from Dreissena polymorpha, 3710 nucleotides. RefSeq lists its product as uncharacterized. The coding region runs from base 33 to 1418 and encodes 461 amino acids. The transcript has 7 exons. The record is from RefSeq and is a predicted model, not a curated record. Lineage: Eukaryota; Metazoa; Mollusca; Bivalvia; Myida; Dreissenidae.